Aplysia californica (California sea hare) is the source of this 982-nucleotide messenger RNA. RefSeq names its product extensin-like. The transcript has a single exon. The coding region runs from base 58 to 924 and encodes 288 amino acids. NCBI's taxonomy places the organism in Eukaryota, Metazoa, Mollusca, Gastropoda, Aplysiida, Aplysiidae. The record is from RefSeq and is a predicted model, not a curated record.
GGAAAAAUGAAAGUUCCUUCGAUUUCAUAAUUUUGCUGAGCGCCUGAUUUCCCCAGGAUGCCUCACCUUUUGUUUGCCCGACCCCCAGACCCGAGACAUAGACACAGCCUUGAGAGUCCCCCAGACCCUGGACAUAGACACAGCCUUGAGAGACCCCCAGACCCGAGACAUAGACACAGCCUUGAGAGACCCCCAGACCCGAGACAUAGACACAGCCUUGAGAGACCCCCAGACCCGAGACAUAGACACAGCCUUGAGAGACCCCCAGACCCUAGACAUAGACACAGCCUUGAGAGUCCCUGUGACCCUAGACAUAGACACAGCCUUGAGAGUCCCUGUGACCCGAGACAUAGACACAGCCUUGAGAGUCCCUGUGACCCUAGACAUAGACACAGCUUUGAGAGUCCCUGUGACCCUAGACAUAGACACAGCCUUGAGAGUCCCUGUGACCCUAGACAUAGACACAGCCUUGAGAGUCCCUGUGACCCGAGACAUAGACACAGCCUUGAGAGUCCCUGUGACCCUAGACAUAGACACAGCCUUGAGAGUCCCUGUGACCCUAGACAUAGACACAGCCUUGAGAGUCCCUGUGACCCUAGACAUAGACACAGCCUUGAGAGUCCCUGUGACCCGAGACAUAGACACAGCCUUGAGAGUCCCUGUGACCUUAGACAUAGACACAGCCUUGUGAGUCCCUGUGACCCGAGACAUAGACACAGCCUUGAGAGUCCCUGUGACCCGAGACAUAGACACAGCCUUGAGAGUCCCUGUGACCCUAGACAUAGAUACAGCCUUGAGAGUCCCUGUGACCCGAGACAUAGAUACAGCCUUGAGAGUCCCUGUGACCCGAGACAUAGACACAGCCUUGAGAGUCCCUGUGACCCGAGACAUAGAUACAGCCUUGAGAGUCCCUGUGACCUUUGACCUAUCCCUGGUGCAUGUUUUUGUUUUCCUCUAACUGUUGCCCUUGAUGCAUGCCUCC